UGUCCUAGGAGGAGCUGGGUGCAGAGCCGGGCCCUGGCAGCGAGCAGCCCCUCACCCCAGGCUGUGACACACAGAUGGGCUGCUCCAAGCUGGGCAGCUCAAACCAGGAGUAUUACCUGAAACUGGAAGAGUUGAAGAAUGCCCACUUGGAGACAAUGGCAAAAUUAGAAAGCAUGUAUCGGAACAAGCUGUAUUUACAAGGAGUACAGCCCUUGGAGAGGAACAACGCUAACAGUGCUACUUCCAAGGUCUGCUGUAGGCCAACCUGGGAGAAGAGCGCAUAUCAGCCUCUAAAUUUGCCCAGAUCCUUCUCUGACUCCAGCAUAAGCGAUCCCUUAGGCUCGGCUGUGUCUGGUGGGUCCGACAGAGAACUGUCAUCUGAGGACAGCUGUAGUGAAACCGGAUCAUUACUAUUUGCUAAGCAACGGAUUGCAAGGAUGUGGGAUGGCUUCUCAGUGGAUGACUACCUUCCUCCCAGGAAGCACAGCCUGCCCACUGCAGCAGCUUCCAGGACAACACGGAAGCAGAAGGCAUGGUCACCAAAAAUCACUGUGCCCAAGCCCUUCCAGAUGACAAUUAGAGAAGCCAGAAAAAAAGAACAGAAUGUCAAAUCCAAGUCACAGAUUGAAAUGGAAAAUAACCUACUGAAGAAGCAGCUGGAGGAAGAAGCAGAGUGUCAGAAAAAGUUCCGAGCCACUCCAGUGCCCGCUGCAGUCUUCCUGCCACUCUACCAUGAAAUUGUGCAAAGGAAUGAGGAGCGCAGGAAGUCUGUGAAGGAGAGGAGCAAACUCAGGCUCUUGGCUUCUCAGAAGCCAUUUAAGUUCAUUGAAAGAGAGAAGCAAAGGGAUGAAAUUAGAAGAAUGCAAUUAAGAGACCUUUCCACACCUGAAAAGAAAACAAAACCAUUCAAAGCAAAACCAGUUCCCAGAUAUGUUUAUAGCCCAUCGGUUAGAGACAAGCUACAGGAGGAAGAGCUCUACAGAGAAAUCCGGAUUAGAAUGAGAGCUGAGGAGCUGCUGCGAAAUGCAUCUCUGCCCACCAGCAGGCUGGCUCCCAAGGAUGUCAACAAGAAGAAGAAACACAAGUGUGCCGAACCAAAGGAAAUGGAGCACAAACCCAAGAUCCAACCCAGAGUUCCAGAUUUUGACCGACUACACCAGAAGUUUCAGAAACGGCUCCGGCAGAAGCAGCAGGUGAAACAUCUCACGGUCUGUGAGCCGUUCCAUCUCCGCACUCCGUACAUUGCCUCGAACAAGGGGAAGGUUUUGAGAGACAUUCAAGAGGAUGAAGAAAGGCUAAAAGAAACACGCUGGCCAUACGCCUCUCCAAGGCGCAAACCCCAAACCAGACAGUCGAGUGCAAAUUCACCUCUCUUGGGAUCUGGAGAAUCCAAGUCGCCAAGAGUCACACAAGCCUCACAACGAAGGCUGCAGGCCCUAAGGAAUUCACAUGAGGAAAAGAGAAGGCUGGAAGAACAACAGAAAAGAAACAGAACAAAGCAGAAACAAAGAACAAAAAAACUGCAGAAAAUUGUAAUGACUCGGGCUGAGGCCAAUGACCCCCAUCAGAGCCUCGCUCAGGUCUCUGAAUCCAAACUAAAGGCAUUCAGGAACUCCUCAAAGCAGAGAAUGCAGGAGUAUUGGCAAGAGUUGCAAGAAAUGGAAGAAAGAGUAAAGCAAAGGCCAUUGCUCUUGGAAAGAGUAACUCAGAGUAAUGCCAGAAUAGCUGCAGAAAAAUAUUAUUCCAACAGACUGAGAGCUCUGGGGGUAUGCCCAGACUUUGUUUCAAAGAAAGGACAAACAACUAACUUGCUAGAGUGCUACACUGCUGAAGAUUUUGAUGCCAAAGAAAGAGCCAUCAAGAGUAUAGUGGAAGAAAGGGAAUUAUUUGAGGAAGCAGACAGCAUCAGUCCUCAAUCUGAGCAAUCCUUUGAGGAAGAGAAGAGAACAGGCAUCAGAACCCCCAGAUGGGAUGCUGAAUCCGCUGAGAGGGAGGAAGAGGAAGAGACACAAGCCAGCCCUCAAGUUCAGCAACCUCACUGUGCAGAGGAGACCAGGUCCAGCCCCACCUCCAACCAGCACUGUGAAGAAGAAGAGCAGAAAGAGGAAAAGGAGGAGGAGGAAGCAAAGGCAGGCGUUCUGCUUGGACAUACCCUAGAGGAAGAGAAUGAAGAGGAGGAGGAUGGGUCAAGACCCAGCUCUCAGACUGAUCGGUCCCACGAGCAGCAAGAGGAGAGUCAGUCUGACCAUGAAGCCGAGGGUGCUUUCCAAUAUGAGGAUGAGGAAUAUGAAAGUGAUGAUUCUGAAGAGAAGCCCAAUGAUGACGAGGCUGACUGAAGGGAAGGCAGAUAGGUUCCACAGCACCAGGCUGCCCUAUUUCAUUGCUGGCAUUGAAAUAGACACCAAAACCAUGUCUUUUUGCUACCAAUAUUAAAAACUGUGAAUUUAAAACUCUUAGCUUAACAGUCUUUCCAGCACAGAAGCUGUGUUAAUUUUCCAAUAUGAAAGAUUAAGUUAUUCAUUGCUACCAAGAAAAAAAAAAAAUCAGGUAUUUUACAUUCCUCUUCUUUAUUCUGGACUUCAGUGACACUCAUGCACUUCUGUUCCUAAAAUGAACAGCAACCAGCAUUUAAAAAUGCCUUGUGUGCUGUGUUGUUAAGUACUGAGGUCUCAGCACGUCCAGCAGUAACUUGCUCUUGCCUCCCAGUUUCAAACACUGGGGCCCUUUCAGGUUCUGUUCCUGCAGUAUUGUCAAGGAUGGCAAUGAAGCAACAAAGGUUUGUUGUGCAAGACCUCAGGCUGUGUUUAGUAGAGCAGCUACAAGAAAGACACCCGCAGUCAGACAAAAUGGCCAAGUUCACCUGUUUGGCUCCUCUCUCCUGUUCACUCCCACCAGCAAGCUGGAUUGGCUCAGCAAUAGUCCAGGAGAGCACCAGGGUCAGAAAAGUAGGAGGUGACUGCUUUUGGAAGAAACAAACUGUUACAUGGGUCACUGUGAAUGUUUUGUGCAGCUAAUAUAGGAAUAAUAUUACUGUUACUGAAGGCUUGGCACGUAGAGGAGAAAAAAAUGCACUAGAAUAUAUUGAGAAACAUCAUUUUUAGUUUUCACUGAGCUCUAACAAUGACAGACAAGUGGGGUAGAAUAAAGUCAGUAGAAUAUCUUGAGGAAAAAAAAGCAUCAUUCUGCAGAUUGCUACCCAACCGAGAUAGGAAGUUGUGCUCUUUCACCUGUUUUGAUCCGAAGAGCUCUUUUGCAAUCAUGUAAAUCUACCAUUAACAUAACAAGUGCUGGCAUUAACCUUCACACGUCCUUGUAGAGACAGUCAAGGGAUACUGUGAAAAGAGAGCCUUAUGACUUCACAUAAACUCAUACCCCUACUCAGGGCUUCAGGUACCACUCCACAAAGAACACAGACUGGUUUGUUUCUGCCCUUGCUAUUUAUAUCCCCAGUAGCUUCUCCUACUCUUAGAGAGCUUUCCUGCUAACCUGUCAUAGACAACGUUAGGAAAGAAAACAACAAAACUUCCAUAACAAACAGUAGAGAGCAGAGCGUAACGUGGCAUCACACAGGCUCUAAAUAGUGAGCACAGUAUUUGUUGAAGUGAUCACACCUGCACAAGCAGCUGCAACAGCCAAGAGUAUACAUUUGGUGUUUCUGUGUUUGCUCUACUCAGGUUUCCUUCCACACUGUACCUGUUAUUAUUUAUUCCUCCUGACUUUGAGAAUCUGUGUCUCACUGUUUAGAUUUUCUUUUUAAUUUAUUUUUCAUGUGUGGCAUAACUAAUACAAAUUUGAACCUGUUGUUUUGUCGUCGUUUUUUUGUUUGUUUGUUUUAAACUCAAAAUCUC
Molecule: messenger RNA, 3848 nt
Organism: Centrocercus urophasianus (Greater sage-grouse)
Lineage: Eukaryota; Metazoa; Chordata; Aves; Galliformes; Phasianidae
Gene: FAM161A
Product: FAM161 centrosomal protein A
Exons: 6
Coding region: 75-2336 (753 amino acids)
Biological process (GO): cilium organization
Cellular component (GO): ciliary basal body; photoreceptor connecting cilium; cilium
Source: RefSeq, a predicted model, not a curated record